Molecule: messenger RNA, 6848 nt
Organism: Ailuropoda melanoleuca (giant panda)
Lineage: Eukaryota; Metazoa; Chordata; Mammalia; Carnivora; Ursidae
Gene: SLC44A5
Product: solute carrier family 44 member 5
Exons: 24
Coding region: 357-2588 (743 amino acids)
Biological process (GO): transmembrane transport
Cellular component (GO): membrane
Molecular function (GO): transmembrane transporter activity
Source: RefSeq, a predicted model, not a curated record
GUCAGCUCUGCGCGGGCGCUCCGGGGACCCUGCGCUGCCCCCUCUAGCAGCUGGAGCCGCACAGCAGCAUCAACAGUCGCCGCCGCAGCCACAGCGGCCACAGAAGCGCCAGCGCGAGGCUCGCCGCGCUGCGCGGCGGAGAGCGGAGGGGCGGCGGCGCCCGCGCUAGCCGAGCCGAGCCGAGCGCGCAGCCUGGCCGCCGCCGCCGCCUCGCAGAUGCCAUCACAGCAACAAAGAGCUUGCUGAGCCGAGAGCCGAGGCAAGAGCUCGCCUGGAAACCGCGGAGCGGGCUCCGGGAGCUGGUCGGCAGCCGGAGGAAACGCGCGGGGGGUCUGGGGGAGGGGCGGGGGCAGAAGAUGGCCAAGAAGAGAGGGCCCCCCAGCAUCAAGGCCCAUGACUGCAGCGACAAUUUCUGUGAAGAUGCUGUCCGUCUUCAUGCAGAACUACCAGACACUUUCUUAGAGGACAAGACCUAUGGUUAUCCAAGGACAUUUGAUCCGAAUUUCAAGGGACCUGUUGCCAAAAGGAGUUGUACAGAUGUUCUGUGCUGUAUCAUCUUCAUACUGUUCAUCAUUGCCUACAUUCUUUUAGGACUUGUGGCCUGGGUACAUGGAGACCCCCGAAGAGUGGCCUACCCUACAGACAGCAAGGGCCACUUUUGUGGCCAGAAGGGUACCCCCAAUGAGAACAAGACCAUAUUGUUUUACUUUAACUUGUUCAGCUGUACCAGUCCCUCUGUGGUGGUAAACCUACAGUGCCCUACCACACAGAUCUGUGUCUCCAAGUGCCCAGAAAAAUUUUUAACCUACAUGGAAAUACAAUUUGCGUACAGAACAAACACACACUAUUGGACAUACUACAGUCAGUUCUGCAAAUCCCCUUUUGUUAAGCCUGCAAAGACUCUCACACAAGUCUUACUGGAUGAUGAUUGUCCAACAGCAAUUUUUCCAAGCAAACCAUUUCUCCAGAGAUGUUUCCCUGACUUCACUACUAAAAAUGGCACUUUGACAGUAGGAAAUAAGACAACAUUUGAAGAUGGAAAUGGAAAGACAAGAAAUGCUAUAGAACUCAGGACAGCUGCAAAUCGUGUCAAUAAGAUCCUUGAUGCAAGGGCAAUUGGAAUGAAAGUAUUUGAAGACUAUGCAACAACUUGGUAUUGGAUUCUCAUUGGCCUGACUAUCGCCAUGCUCCUUAGUUGGAUGUUUGUGAUACUCCUGAGGUUCAUAGCUGGAUUCCUCUUCUGGGUCUUCAUGGUGGGUGUGAUUGGAAUUAUAGGUUAUGGAAUAUGGCACUGUUACCAGGAACAUAGCAAUCUUCAGGGACGGCCAAAUUCUCACUUAACUAUAUAUGACAUCGGGAUUCAGACUGAUAUAAGCCUGUACUUCCAACUGAAACAAACAUGGUUCGCAUUUAUGAUAAUACUCUGCCUUCUUGAAGCGUUUAUCAUCCUCAUGCUGAUCUUCCUCAGGGAACGAAUCCGCAUCUCCGUUGCCCUGCUGAAGGAAGGGAGCAAAGCUAUUGGAUACCUCCCUACUACAUUAAUUUAUCCAGUUUUAACUUUCAUUUUCCUCUCCAUAUGUAUUGCCUACUGGGCAGUGACAGCAAUUUACUUGGCUACAUCAGGGGUACCUGUAUACAAAGUCAUAUCCCCAGAAGGGAAAUGUAAACAUGAAAAUACAACCUGUGACCCAGAGAUUUUUAAUACAACUGAAAUUGCCAAAGCUUGCCCUGGGGCUCAGUGUAACUUUGCUUUCUAUGGUGGAAAGAGCCUGUACCAUCAGUAUGUCCCUACCUUCCAGAUGUUCAAUCUGUUUGUCUUUCUCUGGCUUGUAAACUUUGUCAUUGCCCUGGGUCAGUGUGCCCUUGCUGGUGCCUUUGCUUCUUAUUACUGGGCCUUGAAAAAACCUGAUGACAUCCCGCCGUAUCCACUUUUUACUGCAUUUGGACGAGCCAUACGAUAUCACACAGGAUCCCUAGCAUUUGGAUCUUUAAUUCUUGCAUUAGUUCAAAUGUUUAAAUUCAUCCUAGAAUACUUGGACCGCCGUCUUAAAGAGGCCCAGAACAACAUUUCUAAAUUUCUACAGUGCUGCCUGAAAUGCUGUUUCUGGUGUAUGGAAAAAAUGGUAAAGUUUUUUAACAGAAAUGCCUAUGUUAUGAUUGCAAUAUAUGGCAAAAACUUCUGCAGGUCAGCAAGAGAUGCUUUCAAUCUGCUGAUGAGAAAUAUUUUAAAAGUUGCAGUUAUGGAUAAAGUUACAGACUUUGUACUAAUCCUGGGGAAAAUUCUAGUUGCUGGAUGUAUAGGUGUGCUGGCCUUCUUACUCUUCACACACAGAUUGCCAACAAUGAUAGAAGGACCAACAUCUUUAAAUUACUACUGGAUACCUUUGCUGACAGUCAUUAUUGGAUCUUACCUAGUUGCACAUGGGUUCUUCAGCGUCUAUGCAAUGUGCAUUGAUACAAUUUUCAUCUGCUUCUGUGAAGAUCUGGAAAGAAAUGAUGGAUCCACAGAAAAACCCUACUUCAUAGCCCCUGCCCUGCACGGAACUCUGAACAGGAUGCAACUAGUUCCCCAGAAGCAGAAAGAGUAGAAAAGCUCAAACAGUGACAUUCAUUUUUAAAUAGAACUUUUGUAAAUUAGAUCAUUUGUAACUUGAAAAUGAUGCUUUUGAGUAAUGUGAAAUUUCUGUGCUUAUUCCUAAAAAGCCAGAACCUGGUACCACCUGAGGUACCAGUAGCCUCUGUAAACUAGGAUACUUUAUAGACUGUGGUCCCAGCUGAAAAGCAAGGUGUAAAUGGCAAACAUAUUUUUAAAGCCUGUAGCCAAAAGUGUUUUAAAUGAGACUUUUAUAACUCAGAGUGCUGUUCCCUAUUGCAGCACUUUGAUCGCCUUUCUUUUUAUAAAUGUAUAUUUGUAAAGGAUAUUCAGGCAAUUUUUGAAAGCACUAUAAAUGUAUAGUCAAUUAGCCAUAAAAAAGAUUGAUAUAGUUAACCAGCAUAUGGUACUACAUUUGUAAAUAUGGUGCUAUGGUUACACAGCUGCUCCAGCUAGUGGACAGCUUUCUCAACUGUGAUUAAACUUGUAUAAAUGUUUCCCUAGGAAGUAUCCUUUGUUUCAGUAUGUGAUUCGAGACCAUAACAAACAGAGAUGUUAAUGGUAUACAAGUUCCAUGGAGAACACUGCUAGGUAAAAAUUACUGGGGAACCUCAUAGCCCACUUUUUUGUGUGUGAAAUUAUAUUUAUAGUAAAGUUGAAUCAGUUUUGGGAUAUGAUUUCCAAUAAUACGAACCUCUACCCACUGUGAAAAUAUUCUGAACAAAACUGAAAUGGCUACAUAACUCAUGCCUUUUGUCUCUAACUCAGAUGGAGACAAAUUCCUAUUUUCCUAUUCCCACCAUGCAGAAAAUUGGAAUGGAUGUUAUUUCAGAAGAGUGAUUCUGUCUUUCACAAGCAUACCUGUUUUUCUAGAUUAAAGAGCUUGUUUGACUUCAUUCUACAAAAUAGUGGUUUUUAUAAUGGCCACCGUCUUGUUCUUGGCUUAUUUUCUUGAGAUUGUUAUAGUCAAAACCAUCACUUGGCUUCACCUCGUGGCAAAGGGCCUUCUUCACUCUCAUUCUCCUUGAAGUAUAAUUCAGAGAAGAGUGAUCAUGUAUCUUUCUGGAUGGUUAUUAUUAUCCAACAAUACAGAGGUCAAAACCAAGCGCUAGUAAAUUUUUACCUCUCUUUUUUUUUCUUUUUUUCUUUUCUUUCUUUUUUUUUUUUUUUUGGAAGCGAGAGGGGGAGAGAGAGAGCAAGUGUGCGUUUGCACACGCAAGCAGCAGGAAAGGGGGAGAGGAAAAGAAUCUUAAACAGGUUCCACACCCAACGCAAAGCCCAAUCCAGGGCUGGAUCUCACAACCCCGAGAUCAUGACCUGAGCCAAAAUCAAGAGUGAAAGGCUUAACCAUCUGAGCCCCCAGGUGUCCCAGUUACCUCUCUCUUAAGUGUUAAAAAAUGAUAGGGAAUACAUCCCCUUCAGGAGUAGUUGGGUGAUGAUACAUAUUGAUGAAACAACACAGUUCUAAUCUUUUUUUUGUAGGCAUCAGAAUCACUCUGAGAACUUCUAAUAGACACCUGUGCCCCUUCCCUAAGAGAUUCUGAUAUGUUGUAUUUGGGUGUGGGGCAGCUUGUGAAUUAUUAUAAAGUUCUCUAGUUGAUUCUGAUACAUAAAAGUUGGAUAAUCACUUGAAUAAAAUAUAAAUCAACAUGCAAGAAACUGGUUGCCUAUAUUCUUAUAUUCUUGGCUGUUCCAGGAGUUAGAAAAUUAAGACAAAGAUUAAUUUGGAGACUCCUAAUAAUCAUAACUUCUUCUGUAUUUUAGAUUCUUAGACUAGAUGCGGCCCAUGUAUUACGUGUUUAACAUACUGGUGAUCAGACCAAAAAAUUCACUAGAGUAAAGGUGUUCACUGAACUAUAUGGAGGCAUAUUCUAUAGCUGGCUAUAUUUUAAGGCUCUAACCCACAGGUACAAAAUCAUAGGAAAAGAAAUGCUAUUUGGUUCAGUAUUUUUAAAUAACUUCCUUAGUACUUAAAGGAAGAAUCUCUAAGUAUAGACAGUUUAACUAUAUUAUGGACUUAAUUCUAGUCAGAAAAAGUUUUCCCCACUAGAGAGUAAAAAUGAGCAUUGUUUUUGAGGGAAAAAAUUAGACGCUAUUAUCUUACAAAGCAAUUAAAGUAACUACAAAACAGUCUUUCUCAAAACUUGAAGUUUAAGUCUUCGAAAUACAUUGAAAUUUUAUAAAUCUUAUUUUUUAAAACUAUGCUAACUAAAUUGAUGGCAAAACAAAAGCAAUUUUGAACAAAUACAAUAAUUUAGAAAGUGAAUUGAGUAUAUACUACUUUUCAGGAAUUUAAAGGUGAAUUUGGAAACUCCCGAUGAGGUUUGUGUUUUGUUUUGUUUUUAGUAAGUUUGCUAUCCAAAAGAAGGUGAAAGUUAUUUCCUCCAUUAUGCACCUGAGAGGCAUGCACUACUGGCAGAAUAUGACCUGGUACACAGAAUGAGAUAAUACUCUACUAACGUAUUGACAAGGGCUGCUUGUUUUCUCAUGGGUAUGUUUACAAUAAUGCCAAACUAUGCUAUUUAAAAAAGAAAAAAAAAAAAAGUUUUGAACUGCUGUAAAGCAAGUGUGCAGCAGAUGGCGACGUUACUUCUCUUACAGUUUUGCUUUGAUAUUUACUCUGUGCCGUUCUUCCUCCUAGUGGAAGAUGUAGAAAGAAACGAUGGUUCUGCUGAAAGGCCCUAUUACAUGAGUCAGUCUCUGCUGAAGAUUCUGAACGAGCCAAGUAUGCAAACUAAGAAGCAUUAGAAGUGCAAACUGUGGUCAUCCUGCCGCUGUGUGUUACCUAAUCUUCAUCUGCUGUGUCUGCACAACACACGUUUCUUAAGUGAUUUGUGAUCGGAACACUGUAUUCACCACCUUGUUGGCUUUUAUUUGCAUGUUUAAUACCAAAGCUUAUACUGUAAUAUGUGAAGCCAUCAGAAGUCGCAAGGGAAUUGUUAAUAACAUGGUACAUUUUUAUACUAAGGAUCUUUUGUUUUGGAAUUCAUUUUCAAAUAUAGUGGCUAGGAUGUUUUGAAAACACUAGUGAAUAUGGUCAUAUUCUUUUAAAUAUUACAUUGAAAAAUGAAACGUUAUUUAAAUCGAUAGCUAAUAUAUUUUUUAAAUUACAACUAAAAGACUUCUGCAGGGAAAAUUGGUCAACAAAGUGAAAUAGAAAAUUUUAAAGUUUUCCCCACUCCUGUUUGACAGUAAAUUGGUAAAAGGACUGCCUGCUCCAGAUUUUGUUCUCUUUAAGUAUAGAAUGUUUCCUGUUAAACAAAUUGCCAAUCAUCCAGCCUUUACUACUUAGUCCUCUCUGACAAAGUGCCUUACUGGCUGUUUAAUACUACCCAGCUUUUGUGGGCAAGUUUACAAACCUUGUUUAAAAGACAAAAAAAAACAAAAAAACCUGCAAUGUUAAGUGAUUGAAACAAGUCUUCAAGAAUUUGUUUUCCUCUUAGCUCACUGGUUGGAAACCACUUGUCAUUUCAGUAUGUUUGAUAUCCUCACUGUAGAGAGUACAUUUUGCAGCAUAAACAAUUUCCCUUGCGCCUAGUGGACAUUCAUGAAUGUGUACUACACGCAAGAAAAAAAAAGUGAAAGGAUGCUUGUUAAUUUUUUUUACUAAAUGUAAGAAGUUUAAAAAUCUAAUCUUUUCUAUAGUAGAUCUUUGAAAAUAGGUAUAAGACUACAUUUCUCAGUGUUUUACAGUUUGGAAAGGGACACUGAGAAAUUACAAAGGGAAACUUUACCCCUGGAAAGGGUGCUCACAGGUGUCAUGUACUGAAUCUUUCUGUUUUAAAUGAUUAUGAUCAUCGAGAAGUGUUGUAUGUAUGUUAUUUCAUUUUUUAACUUUUGAUAUGAAAUCAGUUUAUAAUGUUAACUUCUAUUGUGCUAAUAUAAAGAGGAACAUAAUUUCUAAUUCAAUUUUAAGUAAUUUUGCUAGUACUACUAACUUUAAAGAAAAUGAAUUAAGUUUGUUAUUCAGUGUGAGAAUAUUCACCCCUAGGGAAUGUCAGUCAGAUAGGAUAAUUUGUGAAAGCUUUGAGAAUCAACAGUAAGUUACUAUCAGCUUAUCUAUGAUCACAUUGGUUUAAAUGUGACUUUAGAUAUUCUUUUAUGCCAAAAACAAACUCACAUGAGCACAUGACAGUCUGAGCUCUAUAAUCAAUCUGCUUCUGCUGUGCAGAAAUAUUAGGAACAUAUUGUCUAAAUAUCUUUGAUAACUAAAAUGUUUAAUAUUUAAUGAAUUUGUUGUUACUCAUCAUUUUAA